Messenger RNA from Abrus precatorius (Indian licorice), 1173 nucleotides. RefSeq names its product peroxidase A2-like. Gene Ontology annotation, molecular function: heme binding; peroxidase activity. The record is from RefSeq and is a predicted model, not a curated record. Bases 24 to 1019 code for a protein of 331 amino acids. Lineage: Eukaryota; Viridiplantae; Streptophyta; Magnoliopsida; Fabales; Fabaceae. The transcript has 4 exons. Gene Ontology annotation, biological process: hydrogen peroxide catabolic process; response to oxidative stress.
AAGAAGAAAACAAGAAGCCAACUAUGCUUUCUUCUACUCAAUCCCUACUCAUCACCAUUUUCAUAGCACUAACAAUACAUCUUCAUCCAUCAAAUGCUCAAUUGAGUUCAACCUUCUACUCCAGCACAUGCCCCAACGUGUCUUCCAUCGUGCGCAGUGUUGUUCAGCAAGCCCUGCAAUCUGACCCUCGUAUCGCCGCGAGCCUAACUCGUCUCCAUUUUCAUGAUUGCUUUGUUAAUGGUUGUGAUGGAUCCCUUUUGUUAGACCAAGGUGGCAACAUAACACUGAGUGAGAAAAAUGCAGCUCCCAACAAUAAUUCGGCUCGUGGCUUUAAUGUAGUUGACAACAUCAAGAGCUCUGUUGAAAAUUCAUGCCCUGGUGUUGUAUCUUGUGCCGAUAUCCUUGCCCUUGCUGCUGAAGCUUCUGUGAAUUUGGGAGGAGGUCCUUCAUGGAACGUACUACUUGGCAGAAGGGACGGUCUGAUUGCAAAUCAAUCUGGUGCCAACACUUCCAUUCCCACCCCAUUUGAAAGCCUAGCCAAUGUCACAGCCAAAUUUGCUGCCGUUGGCCUAAACAUAUCUGAUCUUGUUGCAUUAUCUGGUGCACAUACAUUUGGUCGUGCACAGUGUAGAUUUUUCAACCAGAGGCUGUUCAACUUCAGCGGCACGGGUAGCCCUGACCCUACGCUCAACACAACCUAUUUGGCUACUCUUCAGCAAAGUUGUCCACAAAAUGGGAGCGGGACCACUCUGAACAACCUUGACCCUUCAUCCCCAGAUACCUUUGAUAACAACUAUUUCAAAAAUCUCCUUAACAAUCAGGGUCUUCUUCAAACAGACCAAGAGCUAUUUUCCACUAAUGGGUCUGCUACAAUCUCCAUUGUUAACAACUUUGCAAGCAACCAAACUGCAUUCUUUCUAGCCUUUGCUCAGUCCAUGAUUAACAUGGGUAAUAUUGCCCCAUUAACCGGAAGCCAGGGUGAAAUCAGAUCCGAUUGUAAGAAAGUAAAUGGAAGUUGAGAGAGAAAGGAUCUACCUGAAGUACAAACUGUUCUUGGUGUUGUAUACGUUACCAUCAAUAUGUACUCAAACUAUAGGUUUGCAUUAUUUGAGUGAUCAGCAUUUAAUAGGAUACUAAAAUGGUUAAUCAAUAUGCUUCUUGUAUCUUGGACUA